Phoenix dactylifera (date palm) is the source of this 1399-nucleotide messenger RNA. RefSeq names its product protein G1-like4. Gene Ontology annotation, biological process: response to light stimulus; mRNA transcription. The record is from RefSeq and is a predicted model, not a curated record. Gene Ontology annotation, cellular component: nucleus. NCBI's taxonomy places the organism in Eukaryota, Viridiplantae, Streptophyta, Magnoliopsida, Arecales, Arecaceae.
UCUCUCUCUCUCAUAUUAUAACCUAGAAAUUUCAGUAACAUUCACCCUUUCUAGGCCAAGCAAUCCAUCCACCAGCCUCCUCUGAAAAAAGAAACAUGUAAUCGUCCAGUCCCGGUUUCCCUCAUACAUCGCGGCAACAGUCAUCUACAACUGGGAGCAUCUCUUCUAAAGAAAGCAACAUACUUGCCAAGUGCUCCAAAUCCUUCCUCACCUUCCUCAUCUGACAAAAGAUCAUCAUCCGCGGCAGCAGUAGCAGCAGUGGAAAGUGGAGCUAGCAAUUGAGAGCAAGGAAACCAAGAAGAAGGAGGAUAUAGUUGUUUGUCUGGACGCCAUGGACUUGGUACCAACCCCGGAGAGCCCCCACUCCGACCACAGCGGCGGUGCCAACGCGAGCCCCCAUGCCUCCUCCUCAUCGGCCGCCACCGGCGCUACCUCCUCCUCGCCAUCGCCGAGCCGGUACGAGUCCCAGAAGCGGCGAGACUGGAACACCUUCGGGCAGUACCUCAAGAACCACCGCCCGCCGCUGACGCUCUCGCGGUGCAGCGGCGCCCACGUGCUCGAGUUCCUCCGCUAUCUCGACCAGUUUGGCAAGACUAAAGUCCACACUCAGAUGUGCCCCUUCUUCGGCCACCCCAACCCGCCGGCGCCUUGUUCCUGCCCGCUCCGCCAGGCCUGGGGCAGCCUCGACGCCCUUAUCGGCCGCCUCCGUGCCGCCUACGAGGAGAACGGCGGCCGGCCCGAGUCCAACCCCUUCGGCGCCCGCGCCGUCCGCCUCUACCUCCGCGAGGUCCGCGAGCUCCAGGCCAAGGCUCGCGGCAUCAGCUACGAGAAGAAGAAGCGCAAGAAGCCCGCCCAGGAGCAGCAGCACCAGCCCCCGCCUCCUCCGCCCGCUUCCUGAAUACAUAAUCCCUUGUCAUUGGAUGAUGAUCAUGCUCCUUCCAAGAACCACCACCGCCUUCGCCAACACCUGAGAUGGGAACUCUCAAUCUCUCUCUCUCUUUCAUCUAUGCAUGCAUUAGAUCCUUCUCUCUUUGAUUCGGUAGGUGAGACCGAAGCAUAAUUUAUAUGGUGUGAGCUUCUCUUUUAGGAUGCUAUUAGUUUAUGUUGUUCUUUUCCUGUGUGCUGAUUGAACCUCUCUGGACAACUUUCCUUCAGCUGCUUCUUUCUCUCUCUCUAGAUAUAUUAUAUAUUUAGUCUUUUGCUAUUAUGUUGCUGCCGGAUGUUGCUGUGGCUUUAUACUCUUGUUGUGACAGGAACUGGGAGUCGGUGAGCAGUAUGAGCCAUAUUUAGUGUUCCUAAUAUUAGUAUGGUAGUAAAGGAAAAGAAUGUGGGUACUGUACGUCGAACUGAGAGUUCAUUUCCAAGAGACUGUGUACUUGAGAUCUCUUUGUUUUGCAUC